UGGUCGGUCCGCGAACUGGGGGUUGGACCGCUCCGAGCGAAACAGCGCAAAAGAGUUUUAAAUGUCCGCCAUGUUGUCCAUGGCGCACUGAAUCAACGGUAGGGAGCGGAGCGUCGGAAAAAAACAGACCGAGAGAGAGCGACCAAGAUCCGGGCCUUCCCCCGGCUCCGUCGGCGACGCCCUAAAUACAGGCUACAACAAUUCGAAUGUUAGAAUAGAGAUUAACCGCACAGAAACAUCAAUGAAAGCUCUACUCGUUACCGUUGUGAAUAUUAGGAGAUCGGAUAGAUUUAUAUUGCAUCUCGAAUUGUGAAAAAUGAGUAAAUUGUCGUUUCGGGCGCGGGCGCUGGACGCUUCCAAGCCACUACCCGUCUUCCGUUGUGAGGAUUUACCAGACCUACACGAAUAUGCAUCCAUUAACCGGGCAGUGCCGCAGAUGCCGACGGGGAUGGAGAAAGAAGAGGAAUCGGAACACCAUCUCCAGCGAGCCAUCUCGGCACAUCAGGUAUAUGGCGAGAAGCGGGACAACAUGGUUAUCCCAGUCCCCGAGGCAGAGAGCAACAUCACCUACUACGACUCCCUCUACUUCGGGGACUUCAAGAUGCCAAAGCAGCUAAUUCACAUACAGCCUUUCAGCUUGGACGCAGAGCAGCCAGACUAUGACCUGGACUCGGACGACGAGGCAUUCCUCAACAAGCUGAAAAAGAAGAUGGAGAUCAGCUUCUUGCAGUUCGAAGAGAUGAUUGAUCGGCUGGAGAAAGGCAGUGGGCAGCAGGCGGUGAGCCUUCCUGAGGCAAAACUUUUGCUGAAGGAGGAUGACGAGCUCAUCAAGGAGGUGUUCGACUACUGGAGUCGGAAGAGGAAAUGCAGCAAGGCGAACUCGCUCAUUCCCACUGUCAAGCAGGAGAAGCGGGACGGCUCCAGCACCAGUGACCCCUACGUGGCCUUUCGACGACGGACGGAGAAGAUGCAAACUAGGAAGAAUCGCAAGAAUGAUGAGGCGUCCUAUGAGAAGAUGCUGAAGCUGCGCAGGGAUCUGAGUCGAGCCGUCACCAUCCUCGAAAUGAUCAAGAGAAGAGAGAAAAGCAAGAGGGAGCUGCUGCACCUCACUCUGGAGAUUUUUGAGAAGAGAAAUGUCAUGUCAGACUUUGGUGGUGAGGUAAUGGCAGAGGUUCUGGCUGAGCGGGCGCUGGUGAGGCCGCAGAUCAUUCCUCUGGUUCCCCUGACUAACCAGUACCGACACCAGGACCACAUGGACCUUAAAGACUACAAGUCCAAGCCCGAGAAAAUGGAAGUUCCUCGGCAGAAAAGGAAGUACGAGAAGAAGCAGAAGGCCCUGCCACUUUCGUCGGGCGCCCCCCACCACACAGGUCCUGUCGUCUUCAAUGCCAAGGACCUUAACCAAUACGACUUCCCCAGCUCGGAUGAUGAACCCUUCUCCCAGCUGCACUCAGGCUCAUCAGAAGCGGAGGAGGAGAACGACCCAGAUGGCGCCUACGCAUUUCGCAGGAAGGCAGGCUGCCAGUACUAUGCUGCUCGUCAGGACCGUGUGGGUAGCUGGCCGUGGUGUGAACCCUGGGAGGGCGGUUUGGCAGAAGCUCGGUUUCGCUACAGUCUCACUACACUCACGGUGCCGCGGCGCUGCCUGGGCAUGGCUCGCCGACGUGUGGGACGAGGCGGCAGGGUGUUGCUGGACCGGGCACACACAGACUAUGACAACAUUUUCCACAGUCUGGAUCCAGAAACACUCGACUUGCCUCAUCCUCCCUCCCCCCAUCCUCCCCCCACACCUGCGUCACGCUCGCCGGCCGUCGACAAGUUUGCCAGUACCUCAGAAACAAAUACCUCGGACAGAAGUUCCUCCUCCCUCUCCUCGUCCUCUCACUCAUCUACGGACCUCAGUCAGAUACUGUUGAAUAUUAAGUCAUGCCGAUGGAGGCACUUUAGACCACGGACACUACCACUACACGAGCUGGAUAACGCCCACCCGCUAUUCAGGAGGUUGAGUCGGAGCCUGAAGCGCCUGACCUCUGCCUCUACACCCGGAGGACAACCCUUUGGUUCUCAACGCCUGGGAAGGGUUGUCCCUGCACCAUCACCCGUUGUCGCUUUUACAGCCGAACAGUACCAGCAGCAUCAGGAGCAGCUGGCCUUGAUGCACAAACAGCAGCUGGAAAAGGUCCAGCUGCAACAGCAAGCCAACAGCAACGCCACUGCCAACAGCACACAGGGCUCAGCAAACACGUUGGACCAGGCCAGUGCCCAGUACGCCGCCUCGGCUCUCGUCACCGCCGACCAACUGCUGGCUCUGAAGAACAAGGAGGAGCUCGCCCUGGGAGGUGGAGUCAACGGCGUCCUCUCCCCCUCAGGUGUCUAUAAGGGCUUGCACCUCUCGAGCACAGUGUCCCCAUCCCCCGCCGCCCCGGCUCCUCCCACCACCUCCCUGACACCCGCCUUGCUCCACCCCUGCACCACCACCAGCUCCAACAACAAUGGCACAGCCCACCCCGCCAACAACACCAACACCGCCACCACUCAGGUCCUGCCGGGAAACAACAACAAUAACAGCCUCCGUCUGGGCGUCCCCACCGGCAAGCGCGUCCACGCCCCCCGGACACUGAGCGCCUCCAUGUCGUCAUCCGCCUUAAAGUUCACCCACGCCACCGCCAACUGUCAGAAACCCAAGGUCACCACGACCGCGGCCUCGGCGCUGGACAUCGUGCCCAGGUGAGGACCGUUCGUUGUUGAGUGAAAAAAAAUCAUAGUGACAUGGAGAAUCAUGAACAAGACAAGCCAGCACUGAACAGUCUAUCAGAGAACACAGUGGCCAUGGAGGUUACGUAGCCUCGCGUUAUACGCAGCGCGGACUCAAACGUGACUCUCUACCCCCCCACCCCCCUUUUUUUUUUCUCCCCCCCGUCGGCUUUUUUUCGGUGCUAUGCAUCAUUUGUGAGUCAUGAAUGCAAGUGGUGGCAGGAUGAGCGAGGCUGGGUUUCCACGGCAACCGGUUUGGGACUUAAUUGCAAUGCUCAUCUCGUACAAUUCUUCUCUCCCCUCCCCCACAUUCCCCUAUUUGUUACUGUUAAUAAGAGAUCGUCUGUAAAUUCUUAAUAUGGCAAUUAUAUGUACAGUACUGCAUAUUUGUAAUACCAACCCCCCCAGCCCCCCCCAACACCACCCCCCCACCCCCCCUCUUCUUGUAUAUAACAUUACUUGAAUACAGAAAUGUUCAUUUGUGAUGUUUUGCACUCGAGAUAUUAAAAAAGAAAAUCAAAUUUAAAAAAGAGAAAACGACAAACUGCAACUGGUGCGAGUAUGAGGUGAACAGAGAAAUGUAUGUCAUCACAUGCAUGGUGCGGAACCUGCUGUUUGAUCUAUUUAUUGUGCCGUGUUUACAAAAGUUUUUUUUUUAUUCAAACUUUUUUUUUUUUUAAAUAUACAUUGUUGAACUGGUUCCCCCCCCCCACACUGGUUCCCCCUGCUGUAUUCAGCGUUGAACUACAACUCUGCAUAUUUACGUUCCUCCUCCCCCCUGGAUGUGGUGGGCGUGGUUCCGUGUCCAUGUGCAGACGCAGGACAGCAGGCGGGUGUGGAUGUUGUUUGUCGCAGGCAUCAGUUUUGUCAGUUUCCACAGCUCUUCCAUACGUAAAUUAUUUCUGAGACAAGUAACAAAACAAUGGGGAUUAAAGACUCUUUUUCCCAGAAGACUUUGCUGCUUCUGAUGUAUUUAAGCACUAUAUAAUUUUGUUUUUUUAAUUGAUUGAUGCUGCUUUUGUAUGAUUUCAGCCUCUGGUUUUUCACCACUGGCUUUAUUUCUUUUGGUUUUCUCUCAAAGAUGAUCCCUCCUCUCACCUCCCCGUACAUUUAUAAACAGAUAUUUUUGUAUGUCCCACUUUUUUUUUUUCUUUUUUUUAUUGUCCUCAGAAAAGACUUCAUUUUUUUGUUACUUGAUCAAAAAAAGAAAAAAACAAUUAUAAGGGAGUAAAAAAAACAACAACCAUGCAGUAACUGACAUUUAUCAUUCCAGCUUCUACAUAAUACAAAGAUGUAUAUUAAUUGGGGGGGUAAAAAAAAAAAAUACAGAAUAAAGAUCGUUUUGUCUACUUUUAAAAACUCCAGAAGGCUGAAAAGCCAUGAACUACAAGUUAUCGGGUGCCUUCAUUUGGGAAAUAAAGAAAAAAAACCUUUAAAAAAACAACAACAAAUGCUCUCUUCUGUGAAGAGUUUGGUACUGAACAAGGCUACUUGUAGUUUUUCUUUGUCUGUACCACAGUCCCAAUGCCCAUUCCAGUGGCCCAGCUGAUUCAUGAAUUGUUUUUGUUUUUUUUAAUAUAUACUAUAUAUAGAGUCUCUUCCACCAAACACACACACACUCAUGGGAAAGACUAAGAAUCCUCUUGAAUUGUCACAAAAUGAAAUAAAAAUACAGGGCAUUA
This is a messenger RNA of Solea solea (common sole), 4436 nucleotides long. Its product is annotated as enhancer of polycomb homolog 1-like. Gene Ontology annotation, cellular component: piccolo histone acetyltransferase complex. Gene Ontology annotation, biological process: regulation of transcription by RNA polymerase II. The transcript is spliced from 14 exons. NCBI's taxonomy places the organism in Eukaryota, Metazoa, Chordata, Actinopteri, Pleuronectiformes, Soleidae. The record is from RefSeq and is a predicted model, not a curated record. The coding region runs from base 317 to 2731 and encodes 804 amino acids.